This is a messenger RNA of Micropterus salmoides (largemouth bass), 1176 nucleotides long. RefSeq names its product COMM domain containing 6 (gene commd6). The transcript is spliced from 7 exons. Bases 60 to 656 code for a protein of 198 amino acids. The record is from RefSeq and is a predicted model, not a curated record. Lineage: Eukaryota; Metazoa; Chordata; Actinopteri; Centrarchiformes; Centrarchidae. Gene Ontology annotation, molecular function: NF-kappaB binding.
CUUUUACGAUGGUAGUGAUUUGCCAGUAAACACAAAGAAGAAUUUUAGCGAGAGAGACGAUGCCAGCAGCAGAGCGAUCACAUGGUGUCAACAAAGUUGUGGACAACAUCUGUAGGCUUUCACCAGAUUUGCUGGCUGAAGCAUGUCAGCAUGUUCUGACUUAUCUUCAAGGGCAGACUAGAGGAGUAGAUUCGGCUGAAAUUUCUGAUAGAUUUCAGAAAGCUGGAGUCAGACUUGACCAUGAAGCUGUACAGAACAUUAUCAGAUUUCUCUUGUUAACAUUCAGGUCAGCUGGGAAGAACAACCUCUCUGGGGACGACCUUGUGUCGAGUCUGGAAGGCAGUAACAAGUGGCCUAAAGCUUCCCAUCAGGUGUUCCACAGGUUGUGGAGUGAACAUGGUGCAUUAGUCCAUGCUCAGCAGGAGGUCCAGGCUAUGCUCAGCAUCAGCCAGUUAGUGGACAUGCAGUGGAAGCUUGGGAUGGCAGUGAGCUCCGACACCUGCCGAUCACUCAGCUCCCCAUAUGUGUCUCUACUGCUGAAGAUCGUUGAGCCCUCUGGACAGAUUUACCAGCGGUCAUUUGAGAUGACCAUUCCACAGUUCCAGAACUUUCACAAGCAGUUCAAGGAGAUGGCAGCAGUUAUGGAGACUGUAUGAUGGUUGCAAGCACUCCUAAGUGUUUGUCGCAGUUUCACCCCCUGCUUACAUGUAAUCAGUGAAGGAACAGCUUGACAUGUGUUUGUCUGCUGGCUGUUUCAGUUGUCUGCUUUGCACUUCAAUUUUUCGUUCCACCUGCAUGAAGGUUAUAAUGUUGUCGGUUUUUGGUGCUGUUUUGCAUUAUAUAGAAAGGUGUUUGUGUUUAGCCAACACUCACCGAUAGUGACAGGUCUUUCUAUUAUUGUGUCCACCCCAUUCAUAACACAAUAUAAUUCAACAGCACCACAAAGUACAGCCUAAGACUGAACACUAACCUUUGUGAAGUAGGAUUUAUUGCAGGACUGCUGUAUUAAGCCCACAACAUAAAAUCCUGUAGACUAUAUAGUUUCAGUAAGUGGCUAAAUUUUCAUAUAAACUUUGCAGUACAGUUUUUAGUUUGAAAAGCUAAAUGGUCCAUGUGAACUUUUUACAGUCCUUGUGCUUUUUUGUUAAUGUUAAUAAAUCAUGAAGACUUUCUUUA